AACUGGGCUCCAGUUGGCUGAUGCAAACAAGACUCGUGGGUUCCCAAGAGCUUUCGGGUACGUAAACUAAAAAGGGGUGAUCAGUUUCAGUUCAAAAAUUCCCAUGGCCCAGAGCCCGAGUACACAAAGCAGCCGUUCCUACUCGUGGGGCCUCAAAGAAGGGGAGCAUGAUGGGAGAAGACGAGCAACUAACUACAAGCCCCAGCAUGCAAUGCGCUAUUUGGCUCCUGGAAAGAGUCCCGCGGUGUAGCGCGGUUCCGCCUCGGCCCAGAACGCGGGCCGAGCGCGAGAUGACGACUGUCGUCCAACCAGAAUGCUCAGAAUGAGGAAGACAGGCGUGGCGCUGUGAGCGAGACCUUAGAUCUCGUAUCCAAGACUCCCUGUUUCUCCCUAGCUCCUGGCAUGCUAGGUAGCGGUGUCUGUGUACGCCAGACUAUUCCCCACAGGCCGGCAUCGGCCCUCCGAGAUCCUAGUGCCUACGGUGUUGCCACGGAAUGCCCGGAGCCGGAUGUGACGUAGCCGUGGAGGAAGAAGGGAGAGGUGGAGCGUGGCGCGGUGACGUCCUUCCAAGAUGGCGGAGAGAGAGUGAAGAAACUGUGUUCCCCUUUGGGUUACUAUAGAGCAAGGGUAAAAUUCGAUUCUGAUAUCAAAAUGCAGUAUUCGCACCACUGUGAGCACCUUUUAGAGAGACUGAACAAACAACGGGAAGCAGGUUUUCUUUGUGACUGCACCAUAGUAAUUGGGGAAUUCCAGUUUAAAGCUCAUAGGAAUGUGCUUGCCUCGUUUAGUGAGUAUUUUGGUGCGAUCUACAGAAGCACUUCAGAGAACAAUGUCUUUCUUGAUCAGAGUCAGGUGAAGGCUGAUGGAUUUCAGAAACUGUUGGAAUUUAUAUACACAGGAACUUUAAAUCUUGACAGUUGGAAUGUUAAAGAAAUCCAUCAGGCUGCUGACUAUCUCAAAGUGGAAGAGGUGGUCACUAAAUGUAAAAUAAAGAUGGAAGAUUUUGCUUUUAUUGCUAAUCCCUCUUCUACAGAGAUAUCUAGUAUUACCGGAAACAUUGAAUUGAAUCAACAGACUUGUCUCCUUACUCUACGAGAUUAUAACAGUCGGGAGAAAUCAGAAGGGUCUACAGAUUUAGUUCAGGCAAAUCCUAAACAAGGGGCUUUAGCAAAGAAGUCAUCUCAAACUAAAAAGAAGAAGAAGGCCUUCAACUCCCAGAAGACAGGGCAGAAUAAAACAGUGCAAUAUCCCAGUGACAUUUUAGAGAAUGCAUCUGUUGAAGUAUAUCUAGAUGCAAAUAAAUUGUCCACACCUGUAAUAGAACAAGUUGCACAAAGAAAUAAUUCAGAACUUGAGUUGACAUCAGUUGUGGAAAAUACUUUUCCAGCACAAGAUAUUGUGCAAACUGUUACAGUGAAACGGAAACGUGGAAAAUCACAGCCAAACUGUGCUCUGAAAGAACACUCUAUGUCUAAUAUAGCCAGUGUCAAGAACUCUUACGAGCUGGAGAGCUCCGGGGAAGAGCUGGAUCAGAGGUAUUCCAAGGCCAAACCAAUGUGUAACACGUGUGGGAAAGUGUUUUCAGAAGCCAGCAGCUUGCGAAGGCACAUGAGAAUACAUAAAGGAGUCAAACCUUAUGUCUGCCACUUGUGUGGAAAGGCAUUUACCCAAUGUAACCAGCUGAAAACGCAUGUAAGAACUCAUACAGGUGAGAAGCCAUACAAAUGUGAAUUGUGUGAUAAAGGAUUUGCUCAGAAAUGCCAGCUAGUCUUCCAUAGUCGCAUGCAUCAUGGUGAGGAAAAACCCUAUAAAUGUGACGUAUGCAAUUUACAAUUUGCAACUUCUAGCAAUCUCAAGAUUCAUGCAAGGAAGCAUAGUGGAGAGAAGCCAUAUGUAUGUGAUAGGUGCGGACAGCGAUUUGCCCAAGCCAGCACAUUGACCUAUCAUGUUCGAAGGCAUACGGGAGAAAAGCCUUAUGUGUGUGACACCUGUGGGAAGGCAUUUGCUGUCUCUAGUUCUCUUAUUACUCAUUCUCGAAAACAUACCGGUGAAAAACCAUACAUAUGUGGUAUUUGUGGGAAAAGUUUUAUUUCCUCAGGAGAGCUCAACAAACACUUUCGAUCCCAUACAGGAGAAAGACCAUUUAUCUGUGAAUUAUGUGGAAAUUCUUACACAGAUAUUAAAAAUUUAAAGAAGCACAAAACGAAAGUCCAUUCUGGUACAGAUAAAAUUCUAGAUUCCAGUAUAGAAGAUCAUCCCUUGAGUGAACAAGAUUCCAUACAAAAAAGUCCUUUAUCAGAAACUUUGGAUGUGAAGCCUUCUGAUAUGACUUUACCCCUAACUCUUCCACUUGGGACUGAGGACCACCACAUGCUUCUGCCUGUCACAGAUAAUCAGUCUCCUACAUCAGAUACAUUGUUGAGGUCAACUGUGAACGGGUAUUCAGAACCACAGUUGAUUUUUUUACAACAAUUAUACUGACUUUGUGAGGAAUAUGGAAUUGCUAAAUCGUCUCUGGUAGUAAACAUAAACAUCUCUGGUAAGGUGCAUAUAUUCAUAUUAAAUUAACCCUUCAUUUGAGUUGUGGCCAUUAGUUUUCAUUCACUGAAGUAAAAGCACCUGAUGCUGCAUCAUAACUGUGCAAUGCUUAUUUUGAUAUUUGGCUUUUAUGUCUACAUUAUACACAUAGCUUUUAAAGGAAUGAAUUAUACUACAGUAGCACUAUUUGGGGUGGAUAAGUUUUACUAUCUUUUAGAGCUGCCUUAAUUCCAUAUUUAUUUUCAUUUUAGAAUUGCCUUUCACUUACUGAAGUAGAAUCUAUCAGUUUAUGAUCCACUUAUGACCUGUGGGAUGUGUUUAUUUUCUUCCCGUCAAAAUUUAAACAAAAUCCAUAAUAGUAUCAGCCCAAGAGUGGUGCUGUUACUAAGUGCCAUAGACCAGUACAUAAACUGUGGGGAAAAAAUUCGAAUCUCUGCCUAAGAAAAUUUAGGUACUGAGUAAGAAUUGUGCUAUUUCUCUAUUAAUAUAGUCCAUUGGAGGUAACUUUUCUAAUGAAACAAAAAGUGCUUCUCAAAAACUAGAAAACUAUAUAUAAAUUUUGUUCAUUUAGAACUCAGUGUUCUGGAUAAAACCAAUGGUCAGUACUUUUGAAUUAUCUGAGACUACAUUUUCAAAAUGAAUUUUAAAUAGAUAUUUGGUGUUUUUAUCUUAUUAAAGACAGUUUCAGAUUUGAUGCAGAUUGUUUUAAUAGGUUUCUAGAUUACUGGAGAUGAGGAAAAUAUACUGAGUUUUGAAAAUUUUUGAUAAGCCUCUCAUAUUCUUAUGCACUUUUUAAAAUAUA
Molecule: messenger RNA, 3340 nt
Organism: Mesoplodon densirostris (Blainville's beaked whale)
Lineage: Eukaryota; Metazoa; Chordata; Mammalia; Artiodactyla; Ziphiidae
Gene: MYNN
Product: myoneurin
Exons: 8
Coding region: 652-2481 (609 amino acids)
Biological process (GO): regulation of transcription by RNA polymerase II
Cellular component (GO): nucleus
Molecular function (GO): protein binding; DNA-binding transcription factor activity, RNA polymerase II-specific; RNA polymerase II cis-regulatory region sequence-specific DNA binding
Source: RefSeq, a predicted model, not a curated record